This is a messenger RNA of Diprion similis, 2475 nucleotides long. Its product is annotated as UDP-glycosyltransferase UGT5-like. Gene Ontology annotation, molecular function: UDP-glycosyltransferase activity. The record is from RefSeq and is a predicted model, not a curated record. Lineage: Eukaryota; Metazoa; Arthropoda; Insecta; Hymenoptera; Diprionidae. Bases 219 to 1814 code for a protein of 531 amino acids. The transcript is spliced from 7 exons.
AGUGAUACGUAGAGCUCUGGUUAGUGAGCAGUGAAUCCCUGACGAGGAAUCGGCUCAAAGGUUACAAUUCUAUCACUCUACGCGUUAGUUUGAUGAGUAUGAAGUGUGGAUGUGAAUUUUGCGUAAUUCGAUAAUCGGAAAAACUGUGCACCAAACUGAUCGGCAAUCCAAAUAGAAAAUAGAUGCCAAUCUAGAUAAAUAAAGACAAAACUGUCGCCAUGUACAAGAAUUUUUCGAUGCACCUGCUGGCAACAUGCGUGUUCCUCUCACUUGCAGGGCAAGAAGUAUUCGGUGCUCGUAUUCUGGGACUUUUUCCUGUCGCGAUAAAAUCCCAUCUCACCGUAACUUCGCCUGUUAUGCAUGCCCUGGCUAAAGAAGGCCACGAUGUUACGAUGUUUGUGCCGUUUAACACCGGCUUCAACGCGUCGAAUUACAGAGAGAUCUCAUGGAACGCCGUUCUGAUGACCAAUCAGAUGAACGUCCUGGACUUCGCGAGGGUAAACGUCCUGCUGAAGCCAUUCGGGUUCUUUUUCAUGGGAGUUUCGACAACGGAAGCGAUUUUGAAUACUCCCGAAGCAAAGGCACUGUGGGAAUCAGAUGAAAAAUUCGAUGUCAUAGUCAUGGAGCACUUUGUGAACGAGGCUUUGUUCGCCUACGUUCACAAAUUCAAAUGUCCUGUCGUUCUGAUAAGUACAUUUGGAACAACCAGGACGAUAAAUUCGAUAUUCGGUAAUCCGUCACCGUGGAGUUACAUACCCAGCGAAUUCCUAACGCUUUCUGAUAGAAUGACUUUCGCGCAAAGGCUUCAGAACACUCUAGUGUAUAUUUACGGCGAGCUUAUCCGUAAAUUUUUCUACAUCCCGCGACAACAGGCACUGGUAGAAAAAUACUUGUCGGGUCCCGGUGAGAAAGUUCCACCCUUAGAGGAGAUCGAGAGGAGCGCGGAUUUCAUCCUGAUAAAUUCACACCACGCAUUUUCCACGCCACGAGCUUACAUGCCGAACAUGAAAAACGUCGCCGGAAUGCAUCUAAAACCGGCUAAACCGCUGCCUGCGGACUUGCAACGAUACUUUGACUCCUCGAAUAACGGCGUGAUUCUCUUCAGUCUUGGAUCAGCAAUGAAGAGCGUGCAUAUACCAGAAAAUCCUCUGCGAGCACUCAAGCGAGCUUUUCAACGUCUGCCUUACGACGUUCUUUGGAAAUGGGAGAACGAUACAAUGAAUGACAAACCGAGCAACGUCCGCAUAGGAAAAUGGCUACCGCAGAAUGAUAUACUAACGCAUCCCAAUUUGAAACUUUUCGUGACUCACGGCGGCAUAUCGAGUAUGAUGGAAACCGUUUAUCACGCAGUACCGAUUGUCGGUAUACCGAUCCUUGGGGAUCAAAAUCGAAACUUGAUGUGCGCUAGGGAAAAGGGAUUUGCCGAAAUGAUGGACUUGAUGGAAAUGACGGAAGACGAAAUUUACGAAAAGAUUAUGAAGGUGGCGAGGGAUCCUAAGUAUCGGGAAAGCGUGAAGAAGGUAUCCGCCUACUGGAAGGAUGAAAUGAACAACCCUCUAGAUGAGGCUGUUCAUUGGGUGGAAUAUGUCAUUAGACAUGGCGGCGCGAAGCAUCUGAAGUCAGUUGCAGCUGAGCAAACAUUUGUUCAGUACCUUCUGCUAGACGUGGUUUUUACGAUAAUGAUAUCGCUGAUACUGGGCUUCAUUUUAAUUCGCGCAGCAUGUAGAUUGCUUGUAUGCAGACGAUCUAGUCCCAAGAAAAGCUCUAACAAAGACCAAAUUGUAACUAGGAGAGCUCAAAAGAAGACCAACUAGUACCAAGAAAAGCUAAACAAGACUAACUGAUACCAAUACAAGUUGUAAAUAACCAACUUGUACCAAUAAAAGCUGAAAUAAAACCAACUAGUACCAACGUAAGGUCAAAUAAAAACAAAAUAGUAUCGAGAAAAGUUCAAAAAAGACCAGCUAGUAUCAAUGAAAGAUUAAACAAGACGAACUAGUACCAAUAAAAGUUGUAAAUAACCAACUUGUACUAAUAAAAGCUGAAAUAAAACCACCUAGUACCAACGUAAGAUCAAAAAAGACCAAACUAGUACCGAGAAAAGCUCAAAAAAGACCAGCUAGUAUCAAUGAAAGAUUAAACAAGACGAACUAGUACCAAUACAAGUUGUAAAUAACCAACUUGUACCAAUAAAAGCUGAAAUAAAACCACAUAGUACUAACGAAAGGUCAAAAAAGACCAAACUAGUGCCGACAAAAGCUCUAAAAGAACCAAAUCGUAUCGAUCAAAGUGCAAAAACGAUGAACUAGUCUCAAAAUGAGUUCGAAAAGACCGACUAGUUCUAGGAAAGUUGCGCAACUUUCAAAACCACGUAACUGUACAGCAAACUUUCGUCUGUAACUUCGAUUUAAUGAGACAUUAGAUACUUUAAUACUCGUAGAUAAUACAAAAAUAAAUUAUAUUUUACUACAUGAA